This is a messenger RNA of Podospora pseudocomata, 1512 nucleotides long. RefSeq lists its product as uncharacterized. The transcript is spliced from 3 exons. Bases 1 to 702 code for a protein of 233 amino acids. NCBI's taxonomy places the organism in Eukaryota, Fungi, Ascomycota, Sordariomycetes, Sordariales, Podosporaceae. The record is from RefSeq and is a predicted model, not a curated record.
AUGGCCAUGUUCUUUCUUGCCCGAACUGAAAGCUUCAACCAUUACGUCGAUACCUGGUGGGAUGACCAACAAGCUCUUCUGAUAUGCCCUUUUUCGCUGGCCGCUACCGAAUACGGCUUCGAGUGCUACUGUGGCGAUGUGCUGGUGGACUCUUGGUUGAGGGGUGGUGAUUCGGACUGCAACAAGCCGCGCCCUGCUGUUGCGACAGGCAAUCGCGAUUGCGAAUGGGCAAUGAGUCUCUGGAACGCCGACGAUGGCAAAGUUCCCAGGGUUUUCGGUCCUCAAGAGCAUUUCGUGCCUCCCACCCUUGCUCCUGGUGAAAUUGACGUCCUUGCCUACGUGGGUGGCCUGCGACAGACUGCUGUAUUGGUUGCAACUCCGGUAUAUGAGUGGCCGGCUGGGAGUCAUACACUCUCGUCGUCGUCUUCAUAUGCUUCAAAUAUCGACAUGACAGCUCUUGCAGCCAGCGUCUACGCCAUUGUAUCAGCUGCCAUGAAGCAGGCACAAGGGCUUGUGGUAUCGGAAGUUUGCAGAAAAGUCUAUGGGGACCUUAUAGAAAAGGUCGCCAAAGCAGCUAUUGAUAGCACUACUACUACCACAUUCAGCACGACGACGCUCAUGACUACUGUUAUAUGUACCGAGUCUACUAGUUCAUUAGUGACGAGCAAUUCACCGAUAUCGUUGAUAACCUCCCAUCUGUAGCGUCUCAUCAGGCGGAGGUGACAGGCACUAUCUCUAAUGAUUCACACUACUGAUGGCCUCCAUGCCAUCCCUGUCUGAUUUGGACUCGAAUAGCUUUGGGUCAGACCCGACUGUUCCAAGUCCCUCUACGGUUCCUGGGAGCGUCAGCGUUGCGGCCUCUCAGUUACCCUCGACAUCUCCGGAUUUGAGCAUAGUCUCAAACGAAACGACUGAGUCAACGUUCCCUGAUGCUUUCAGUCAGGUCAUCGUCAUCACAGUGAUGACAACAGCCCUACCAGUUAUAGCUAAUAUGGCGGCGUCCCAGCAGACUCAACCACCAUACCUAGCUUGCCUCUGGGCUGUCACACCCUUUCUCGGCGUCAGUACUUGGGAACAGGCACCGCAGGGGGCACAUACAUAUGUGGCUACUGGUGGACAACGGAGGGAACGGUGGUCUUUUGUGGCAUGAAGAGGUUAACUUUGAACGAAGGAUGUUUCUGGGAAGGCGAUAUGACAUUUAUUACGUUUUAUCUUUGUGUUUAGAUGAAAUUCUAUCGCACCAGGGCCGCUGCAUAGUUAGGUGGGGAGGAAGAAGCCAACAUCAUGAGGGUACACUUUAACUCUUGUGGGCAAAUCAGACGGAAUAUUUUCGGGCUAUUGGUGCAAAGAUGAUAUGUGAUUCAGCCUUCUCUUUGCGACUGAAACGGCAACGAUGUCCCAACACAUUGACAGGACGCUUCCAUAUCGAUUGGAUGUCUCGGUACCCAGCUAGAACACAGGCUACGGAGGAUAGUCAUCAUGAACAUGCCUUUAAAGACAGCCAUAGGCCCC